Molecule: messenger RNA, 2397 nt
Organism: Maudiozyma barnettii
Lineage: Eukaryota; Fungi; Ascomycota; Saccharomycetes; Saccharomycetales; Saccharomycetaceae
Gene: VPS16
Product: tethering complex subunit VPS16
Exons: 1
Coding region: 1-2397 (798 amino acids)
Biological process (GO): intracellular protein transport; vacuole fusion, non-autophagic; endosomal transport
Cellular component (GO): cytoplasm; lysosomal membrane; endosome
Molecular function (GO): actin binding
Source: RefSeq, a predicted model, not a curated record
AUGGCACCCAAUCCGAGUCUUAGCUGGGAAAGGCUUCAAAAUGUCUUUUAUCGUUCAAGAAAACUUCACAGCUUACAAUGGUCUUCAAAGAAGGAUCUUCGAUAUGCUGUUUCCCGAACUUUUAUAGCCAUCGAGACUGAUACAGCAAUUCAAAUAUUUAAUUAUAUAGGCCGGUUGUUGACAGAGAUAGAUAUCAAUGUGUUUGAUGUUAUUAAUUCAUUUCAUUUUGACAGAAUAGAUCAAAGAACCUUAAUUAUUAUGGGGCUGCAAACAUGUAAAAUAGUGAAAAAUUGGGCUCCCUUAGAGAUCAAAACGAUUAACUUACCAUCUGAAAUCGAUGAUACAUUGUGGGAUGUUAAAGGGAAUGUUUAUAUUACAAAGGAAAAUAAGGACAUAUUAUAUUUAGAUAUGGAAAAGGAAAAGUUCAAAUUGUUGAUAAGAAAUGACGAAAAGUUUAAUAUAUUGACUAAGAAACAUUGGUAUUGUAACGGGCAUAUAGUGCUAAUUCUUGAUACGGAGUCUGUGUAUCAGCUAAAUGUCUUGUCACGACGUCUUACGAAGUUCCAAGAAAAUAACGAAUGGCAUCAGGUUACCAUAUCAAACGAUGGAUUUAUAUGCCUUUACAACGCAAAAUACAAUAAAUUGGAAAUAUUUAAGGAUUCAGGAAGCCUUCUUUUACAGCAUGCACUGGAUCUCCCUCCAAAAGAUAUAAAGUGGUGUGGUGAUGACUCUAUUGCAUGCACAUUUAAUGACACUGUGAAGCUCUAUGGACCAGAUGGUGAAUAUGUUUCCUUUUGGUAUCCAUCAAAUAUAUUUUGCGUAGAAACUGAACUUGAUGGAUUAAAAGUGUUUACAGAUACAGAAAUCUAUUUGAUAUCAAAAGUUCCCAGAUAUACAGCAGAUAUUUAUUGUAUGGGUUCGACAGAAGCAGGUUCGAUGUUAUUAGAUGCAUGGCGUGUUUUAUCUACCCAUACUGCGAGAGCAAUAGAUUAUUUGAAAGAUUUUGAUUUAGUUAAUGGAAUUAACGAUUGCAUUGCAGCUGCUCAAGAAGAAAUGAACACUCAAGCUCAAAAAGAACUUUUAAAUGCGGCAUCAUUUGGUAAGUCAAUGCUGGCAUAUAACGAAUUUGAUUCUAAUAUAUUUGUUCAAGCUUGUGAUAAUAUAAAACUAUUGAAUAUUUUUAGAGAUCUUGGGCUUUUCUUAACCUAUUUUGAAUAUCAGAGUAUGGGAUUUGAGGCCAUUAUCAAGAUAAUGUUACUCUGUCAUAAAUUUUAUGAGAGUUUAAAAAUCUGUAAAGAAUUUAAAAGAUAUGAAUUGAUGGUCAGCGUGGUUCAAUAUUGGUCUGAAACUAAAAUAAAAUUGUCACAAGAUAUUGAUGACGACAAUCUCUUUAACAUUAUUAAUAAACAGUUGGUGACCGUAGAUGUCCAGGAUAAAAUCACGGCUGCACGGCUUUCGCAGGUAUCUUUCAAUGAAGGGAGAUUUGUUCUUGCAAGACGGUUUGCUAUAAUUGAAAAAUCUGCUGAGAUGAAAAUAUUGUCUUUGAUUAAUUUGGACGACUACAUGUUGGCAACAAAAGAAAGUUUAAACACUUCUUGCCCCGAAUUUAUUGUUGCAGUAUUAUUAUUGUUGAAAAAUACCGUGACAAACCUUCAAUUUAUGAAGAUUCUUGUGAUGAUUUUACCAAAUAAUUCUGUAUAUCUAUAUUUUCAGAGAAAUAAUUUUGAAUUUUUGUUUGAUAUUUAUAGACAGACAGACAAAUAUACUGAACUGGCACACGUCAUAUUCCUUUUUAACAGAAAAUUAGUUGCUCCAUUCUUGCCCCAAAUUAAGGAUCUAUAUUCCAGUGUUGUUGAUGAUGCAUUACUAAAGCAAGACACAGAAUACUUAAAACGAAACGAAAAUUUGUUAGAGUUCCAAGAGGAACUCACACAUACUUUAGGCUUUGAAUUUACAGGAUUGACAGUAGUACAGACACUUGAAAGAUUGAUUUCCAUGAAACAGGAUAAGAAGAUUAAAGCAUUCGUUAAGAAGUUUAAAAUUAAUGAUAGAAAAUAUUAUCAUGUAACGUGCCGAACCUUGAUUAACGAAAAGCGAUUUGAUAGCCUUUAUGAAUUUGCAACGCAGAAAAAAUCGCCCAUAGGAUACCAGCCGUUCUUCAAAUACUUGACGAACUCAGGUAAGACUAAAGAAUCGGCGAAAUAUGUCCCAAUGAUAACUGAGAUGUCAUACAAGGAGAAGGUUAAAACUCUGUAUGAAAUCAAGGGUUAUUACGAGUUAGCACAACUCUUCACAAAAGAGAAGAAUAUAUUAGCUUUAAAAGAGUUAUAUCAACAAGUACCUGUUAAUGAGCCACAGUUAAGAUCUUUCAUAACUGAAACGAUAUCUAAGAUGUGA